Messenger RNA from Heterotrigona itama, 2860 nucleotides. NCBI's taxonomy places the organism in Eukaryota, Metazoa, Arthropoda, Insecta, Hymenoptera, Apidae. The record is from the annotation of a GenBank genome assembly.
GUCUGGGAUCAAUGCAACGUGGUGCAAGAUUACUUGACAGUGUACGACGGCGGCUCAACCUCCGACAAGGUGCUGGUUAGACUUUGUGGAGGUGACGCGGUGCCAGACAUAGUUAGCAGUCAUAACACGAUGCUUUUGGAGUUUCACACGUCUCCGUACGACAAUCCCUUUCAUCCUGUUCCUUUGUCGUUCUUGCCCGGCUUCGAGCUCGAGGUUCAGGUGCUGUUCGUGGACGAGAAAUCCCGGAGUUUCGUCAAGGAGAACAACAACUGCGACUUUUAUAUAUCCAGCGACGAGAGCUCGUCCGGCGUCCUGGAGAAUCCGAAACACUCACUGCCGCCGAACACGACCUGCCGUUACCAUUUCCAGGGGAAGCCGAACGAGAUCGUUUGGCUGUCGUUCGUCAAGUACUACGCUGCCAGUGCCGAUGCCGCGGCGAGCAUCGACGUCGCCUCCGACUGCAACGCGAAGCUCCUCAUCUGGGACGGUGAUCGCGCGCUAGAUAAAUUAAUUCCUACGCGUAAGAAUAUCACUCUGCUGGGGCAGUUCUGCAAGGACGACACGCCGCGUCUCUGCGACCACAGUCUGCUGCGGAACGGAAGUCGCCACGCGAGGCCGUGCAGCCUCGCGGAGAGCUACGUCUCCACCGGCAGGGAUCUCACUCUGGAGCACAUACUGCGCCAAGGAAGUGCACUUUAUCCGAUAAGCUUUGUACUGCGUUACGAGUUCGUGCACGAGGCGGCCUCCUGCAACCACGUGUUCGGCUUCGCAUCGGCUUCAUCCACGUCUUCCACUUCAUCCUCUUCGUCCUCUUCGUCCUCUUCGUCGUCGUCGUCGUCGUCGUCAUCGUCGUCGUCAUCAUCAUCCUCCUCGUCCUCCUCCUCCUCUUCAUCCUCUUCGUCUUCUCUACUGCCAUCGCCUGCCAAGGCAGGGAAAUUCGCGUCGCCGAGAAGUGUAUUCUUUUACGGUCGUGGUGGUGCGCAGAACGUUAGCUGUGUGUAUCGUUUCGAGGCCGAGCCGGACCACAGGAUAGAACUGUCCAUAAGCAAGGCCUCGUUCGGAGAUAAGGGAUGUUCCUCGUACGUAGACCCGCUGGUCAAUCGGUGGACUUGCGAUCGACGAAUCGGCGAUUCUACGAAAUUCGGCACGGCGGAGUUGGUCGUCGCCGAGUAUCCAUGGCAGGGUGUGGAAUUGGUCCGCGAUUGCCUGUGCUCGAACGUGAGCGACCGUGUCGUCCUGAGGACACUGACGUCGAACGUGAUCGAGGUCCGGUUCACGGUGACGUUGAUGAACGUCACGCAAGACUACAGGGACUUUUAUUUCGAGGGGGAGUACCGUUUCGUCGCGCUAGGGGCGGAGACGAGCGAGCAGGGGUGCUCGACGAAGCUCGAGGAGCGACGAUUGCGCGGGACCAGCGGCGAAAUCUCCCUGAGAAGUCCACUGCCGCGGAUGAUACCUGGCGUCGCCGCCGUCGAGGAGAUCCUGACCAAUACGGAGGAUCUGACCGCGACACAAUGCGUGAACGAACCGUGGCUCAUAGAGCCCGAGGACGCGCGCAUCAAUUAUUUGUACUUAAGAACGGCUGGCUACAGCAUCACCUUGGACAACGUCGAGGAAUGCACGACGCUGAACAGAAUCGUCGUCUAUUCAGCAGCGAACACGAAGGAACGUAGCGUGAUAUGCCCCGAGCAUGGGGUCGACACUGCCAGAACCGUGGACUUUUUCUCCGGCGGUUGGAACUACAGUGUCAUUAAUACUACCGUGGCCAUGAUGCAGCAUUCCAGGAGCUUCGUCGUCGAGUUCCUGCAGAGGGAGCCUGGAUUUUACGCGGUCACGUGGAUGGCCAUUUCGAAAAGGUCCCCGAGUUCCAGCGUCGGGCCCAAUAUCUUCACUGUACUGCCGCACGAGGAUUGCCCGUAUCGAUGUCCCGAGAUUCAAGCGUGCAUCAGUUCUCUGUUGUGGUGCGACGGUAUCCGCAACUGUCCCUCGGGCUUCGACGAGGAGGAGGACAACUGUUCGUACCGUUUCGGCGUGACGUUGCUGUACGUGGCUAUAGGCGCCGGCGCCCUAGGUAUAUUCCUGAUCCUGUUGCUCGCCACCGGUUGCCUCAAGUACUGCCUCUAUCGGCACAAGGCUCGCAAGAAGAAGAAGAACGUCGUCCUGAACGUGAAUCACCUCCACGUGAAUCACACGCACCACAACAACGGCCUGACCGGAAGUCGCUUGAGCGGCCGCUACAAUCUCGCCACGCCGCAAGAGAUGUAUCUGGAGAACUACGGGAAGGACAGUAUUUGUUGACAAUACGCCAUUGCCAAUAUCGAGACCACCGUGUGAAUAUUGCAGGAUUUAAAAGAGAGAGAAAAUACGCCUACCUCGCUGGCCUCUUCGAUCCACACCUCCCUCCUCCCCCACAAUAAUCCCCUCAACAAUCACCUCUCGCGUAAAGAACGGAAGCGAACGACGGAACGGGAUAGCGCGAUAAGCAACAACAACAAAGAGACAAACAAUAUGUACGCAAUAAUCGUAUUCAACUCUCGUAGACCAAUUCUCGAAGGCGUGAAAGGAGCGAGUUACGGAUUCUUUCGAAAGUCUCGACCACGAUCCACGAUUUGUCUCGAAGCCAGCAGUGUGUGUGUGUUCGAUUCGGCAGGAGAAGAAAAGGGGGUUGAGGGCUACUUCAGUCUUUUUUGGAUCAAUGGGACUAAGGAUCGCGAGGUCUCGAGUCUUCCGGACGUAGAAAUGGACGAAGAGUGGAUCGAAUCGACGAAGAAGCGUUGCCGAACAAUUCGUGCAGCACGUGGUUUAUCACGGCUGAUGCCGCCGUAUAUCACAGUAUAGCACUAGGAACACACGAUUUCCC